This is a messenger RNA of Salvia splendens (bonfire salvia), 1330 nucleotides long. Its product is annotated as auxin canalization protein (DUF828). The coding region runs from base 1 to 1188 and encodes 395 amino acids. The record is from RefSeq and is a predicted model, not a curated record. NCBI's taxonomy places the organism in Eukaryota, Viridiplantae, Streptophyta, Magnoliopsida, Lamiales, Lamiaceae. The transcript is spliced from 8 exons.
AUGGCCUUAGCAAAAAUGGAUUCAGACUGCAAUCCAACACUCUCUCUAGCUCAUCCGGAGACGAUGGAUUUCCUCUCCCACGCUUGGUGUGACUUCGCAGUUCAAACUCUGCAGCCUCAGACACAGGACCAAUCACUCGUUCUUCACGACAGCUCAAUAAAGAUACCAGACAGCGAAGCGAAGCCUCCCUCUGUAAAGGCCAACAACAGUACAAAGUUAGAUGAUGGAGACAAUUUCCUGCCUCCAUGGAAAUCCAACGACGUUAAGUCAUGGAUAUGGAUGCAACAAGCUAUGCACCCAGAAGUUAAUUAUAGCAGUUACUUCAAAAGGAAAUGGGUGUCAUGGAAGCUCGCACCAUUUAAACAAGUCCCGAUCAAGAAAUGGCUGAAAGAGAUGAAGCAGAGGCGGAAAGAGGAGCAGAGAUUACACAAGGCGGAGGUCCACGCAGCGAUAUCAGUAGCAGGCGUUGCAGCUGCACUGGCUGCAUUAGCAGCAGAGAACUCAAAACAUGGUGAGAGAGACGAGUCUCGUGCUGUGGCUUCUGCAGCAGCCUUGGUUGCUGCACAGUGUGCGAAGGUGGCUGAGGCGAUGGGAGCCAAGAGGGAGCAGCUGAGCAGUGUGAUAGGCUCAGCAAUCAGCGGCACAACGGCCAGUGAGAUGGUCACACUAACGGCCGCUGCUGGAACGUCAAUAAAAGGAGCUGACACUCUCAAAGCCAGAUCACCGUGCAAGAACAGAUUAAGCGGGAGUUCACCUGUGCUACCACUCGAGGAUGGUAAUGAAGCUGAUUUCAACUUCGAGAAAUGCAGAGAAAUUCUGGCCAAAGGUGCAGACCUCAAUAUUGAGAUGGCAGAUGAAGCAGGAAGGUAUUUGCUGAGAUCAGUGGCAGUGAUCUUAAAUAAUGAAGGAAAGGUUGUUCUCAGGAUGAAGAAGCUCAACAUGCUAAACGCUUUUACUAGACAAAAAGAAAGUAGUGUCCUAGACUGGCAUGCAGAGCUGUAUAAAGAAUCAGAAGGUAGGGAUACUGAAACCGGCUACCUGGUCGUGUUAUCCACGAACAAGGGGAUGGUGAAGCUGGAUAUGAUGAGUGAUUAUGAGCGCUACAGAACAUGGUCUAUGACUAUAAAUCACAUGCUGAUGCUUUCAACUUCAUUUACCAAGUAUGAGCUGCAAUUCUACAAGAGUUGACCUUCAACUCUACAAUUUCUGGAAUAUAUCUUCUGUGUCAAGAAAGUCCUCUUUAAGGCAUUGUUAUUUAAUAUUUAUGUGUCUGUAUAUGUUUGAAUAUCGGUGAUUCAAUCAUUUAUGAAUAUAAUCCUUCUAUUUAAAA